Ordospora pajunii is the source of this 810-nucleotide messenger RNA. RefSeq lists its product as uncharacterized. Gene Ontology annotation, molecular function: rRNA primary transcript binding; snoRNA binding. The transcript has a single exon. Lineage: Eukaryota; Fungi; Microsporidia; Ordosporidae. Gene Ontology annotation, cellular component: nucleolus; small-subunit processome; Mpp10 complex. Gene Ontology annotation, biological process: rRNA processing. The record is from RefSeq and is a predicted model, not a curated record. Bases 1 to 810 code for a protein of 269 amino acids.
AUGAACAAGCGCAAGAGAGAGAGGAAAGAAUACAUGAUGAGAAGAGAGAGAGAAAUGAAGGAUGCAGAGAUGGAAGAGAAGAAAAAUGUUAUAAAGGAGAAGAUUGAGUCGAACUCGAAGAUUCCGCAUGGAUUGAAGAAAGAUGCAGCGAGUUUGCUGAAUGAGAUUAUUUAUGAUGGGAAGGUGGAGGAAGAGUAUAGACUUCCGAAGGCGAUGGUAACAACAUCUAGAAACCCAAGCUCCCAGCUUUUGUACUUUUCAAAGAAUCUGUCGUUGAUUCUAAAUGCAGAGCAUUUUCUGAGGGGGCAAAAAUGUGAAUCUGACAUAAGCGAUGAGGCGCAUAACCAUGGAUACACCUGUGUGAUAAUUGCACAUGAAAACCGAGGCCGCCCAGUGGGUCUGGUGAUUUCAUAUUUUCCUUAUGGAUUUACAAUGCGGUUUACGAUUGUGGAUUAUUUUGUGACACAAAGGUCGUUUUCUGUAGGGCCUAAGGCAUACUUUGUAUGUGACAACAUGGAAGGCACUAUUGGAAAGAAGGUAAAGGAGAAGAUGUCGUUGCUGUUCCCGAAAUGCGAAGAUGCAAAACGGGUGGUGAGCCUGGUUAACAGGAAUGAGAGUAUUGCAUUCAGGCAUUACAUGAUAGAGAAAGGACUGAAGGUGUCUCUGAGCAAGAGCUUUGGCAUGGAUCUAAAAAUAUAUGAAAUACGGAAAGGAACAUUUGAGCAAGAGGGUGAGAUUGAAUGGGUUUACAAGCCAUUUAUGAAUUCAAGAAGAACCAAAGAAGAAAUUGGAUGCUCGAUAGAGGAAUGA